Messenger RNA from Aspergillus costaricaensis CBS 115574, 156 nucleotides. RefSeq lists its product as uncharacterized. The annotation marks the transcript as partial. The transcript has a single exon. The record is from RefSeq and is a predicted model, not a curated record. NCBI's taxonomy places the organism in Eukaryota, Fungi, Ascomycota, Eurotiomycetes, Eurotiales, Aspergillaceae.
AUAUUAUUAUUUAAAUUUAUAAAUAGAUUAGCAGCCUUCCAGUAUCUUAUUAAUAAGAUUCUUAUAAACUUCCUGGAUAAGUUUAUUAUAGUAUAUAUAAAUAAUAUAUUAAUCUUUAAUAAAAAUAAAAUAAAGUAUAAGUUUUAUAUUUAUUAA